GCCUGGGACUCUUCCCGGUCCACUUCCCUGAUGUUGAACGGGUGGAAUGGCUUAACAAGGUCGUUGUGCAAGCCUGGCCAUACUUUGGGGCAGUCAUGGAAAAAGCAUUUAAAGAAAAAGUAGAACCAAAGAUCAGAGCGAAGAACGUGCACCUGAGGACGUGCACCUUUACCAAACUCGACUUUGGAGAAAAGUGCCCUAAAAUCAAUGGAGUAAAGGCUUAUACCAAGGAAAUUGAUAGAAGACAAGUGACCUUGGACGUGCAAAUAAGUUAUAUAGGGGACUGCGAGAUUCACAUGGAAAUAUCAAAAUUCAAAGGAGGAGUGAAAGGAAUACAGUUACACGGAACAUUACGGAUGAUACUGGAACCACUUCUCCCAGAUGUGCCUUUCUUUGGCGCCCUGACAAUAUUUUUUAUGCAGAAACCGCAUUUGGAAAUCAACUGGGUAGGACUGACCAACCUCCUUGAUGCCCCAGGAAUUAGUGAAAUGUCAGACACACUAAUCCAAGACCUGAUUGCUUCACGGCUGGUGUUACCAAACAGAAUCACAAUUCCACUGAAAAAGAACAUGAACAUUUCCCAACUGCGAUUCCCUAUCCCACGUGGAGUAGUAAGAGUUCAUCUCCUACAAGCUGAAAAUCUUGUCCAGAAAGACCACUUCCGGGGAAAGUCUGACCCUUAUGCUAAUCUUCGAGUUGGGUUGGUGCAGUUCCGAAGCAAGACCAUACAACGAAAUCUUAAUCCCAUCUGGAACGAAAUGUAUGAGUUUGUUGUUCAUGAAUUGCCUGGUCAGGAUUUAGAAGUGGACUUGUAUGAUGAAGAUACGGAUAAAGAUGACUUUCUGGGCAGCUUACUUAUAAACCUUACUGAUGUAAUGAAUGAUGGAAUUGUUGAUAAGUGGUUUCCCUUAAGUAAGACUGAAAGUGGACAUUUGCAUUUAAAGCUGGAGUGGCUUUCAUUAGUAACUGACCAAGAAAAACUACAUCAGGAUAAGAAUGGCCUAGCCACCGCAUUGUUAAUAGUCUAUUUGGAAAGUGCUUGCAACCUUUCGAUGGACCAAGAUGCUUCCUCCUAUGUCGUGCUCAGUGUGGGUAACAAAACUCUGAAAAGCAAGACCUGCAAAUUCAAUAAAGAUCCGAUGUGGGGCCAGGCUUUCACAUUCUUCGUCCACAGUGCCCAGUCCCAGUCGCUUCAUUUGGAGAUAAAAGAUAAGGAUCGGCAGAAUGUGCUGGGAACCUUGGCUGUAUCUCUCUCUCACUUGCUAAAGGAUUCUGAGAUGACUCUGGAUCAGAGAUUUCAGCUGGAUCAGUCUGGUUUAGACAGUUUUAUUAAGAUGAAACUUGUGUUACGGGUCUUGUGCAUCAAGGAACCUGAUCCACAAAGCAACAAUACUGGUGGCAAAGCUCUGAAGCAAGUUCCUGUACCUGCUGCAGAGAAGGGUGGAAACCAACACAAAAGUCCCCUCCCACCAAAAAUAGAACCCUCCAAAGUAUCCCAUGUGAGCAAAGACUCUGGAGUGCCUGAAGCCAAAGGAGCUAAAAAAGAGAGCACUGCAGGCCUUACUGUAAUUGAGCACCCAGCAGGAUCUGCUGUAAAUGAGAAUUCUGCUGAGUUUAAUGCACCAGCAGGUUCACAAUAUCUGGAACCACACCCGUUGGUGACUCUACCAACAAGAAAACUGGAACACAGUGCUGCUCCCAGUGUUGCUUCACUGAGCUCUUUUGCCACUUCAUGCUUUGAAUUAGACAGCAACCUGGCUCUUAAUGGAACAAAUCUAACUGGAAUGCCCCUGGGAGAGAUCCAGCUCGCUGUGCGAUACGCCUCUUUGCGACGCAGUCUCAUUGUGAUGAUAAAUGGCUGCAGAAACUUGAUGCCACCUUCUAAUCGUGGAGUAGAUCCAUAUGUUCGUGUCUACCUGCUUCCAGAUAAAAGACGGGCAAGCAGAAGGAAGACUACUGUUAAGAAAAAAACAUUCGACCCCCAUUAUGAUGAAAAAUUUGAAUUUUUUGAAUCUUUGGAAGAAGUCAAGAAAAGGACACUAGACAUUGCAGUCAAAAAUAGCAGAUCGCUUAUUUCACGUGAAAGAAGGGAAUUGGGAAAAGUGCUGAUUGACUUGUCAAAGGAAGAUUUAAUCAAAGGCUUCUCUCAAUGGUAUGAGUUGAGAACGUACAGACAAAGCAGAAGAUGAUGUCCUGUACCAUGUGCCUUACAUGCAAUGACUUAUAUUCUUUAUAUGGGGGGGUGUGUAUAUAUGUAUAUUCUGUAACUAAUCUGUUUUUAAAACUUCAGAAUAUUGUACACAAAGCAAGUUGUGAGAUGAUGUGUUUAUAUUUUACCCUUUUCAAAUGGCUGGCUAUCAUUUUAGAAAAGGUAGAAAUUGAAAUUUUCAGAUUUAGACUAGCUCUGGAGGUGUUAAACC
Molecule: messenger RNA, 2420 nt
Organism: Pelodiscus sinensis (Chinese soft-shelled turtle)
Lineage: Eukaryota; Metazoa; Chordata; Testudines; Trionychidae
Source: RefSeq, a predicted model, not a curated record